This is a messenger RNA of Mycotypha africana, 1974 nucleotides long. RefSeq lists its product as uncharacterized. The record is from RefSeq and is a predicted model, not a curated record. The coding region runs from base 1 to 1974 and encodes 657 amino acids. NCBI's taxonomy places the organism in Eukaryota, Fungi, Mucoromycota, Mucoromycetes, Mucorales, Mycotyphaceae. The transcript has 2 exons.
AUGGCCAUUUAUUCGGUGAUGGUGAAGUAUGCAGAGAAAAUAGAUGACUUGAUAAAUCCGUUAAAUGCUACCUCAGUCACUGACAGCUCCACUGCUACAGAUGAUCCAUUAUUUACUCCAUCAAAGCAAAGAACAACUGCAAGCAAAUUUUCCAGUCAUAGCGCAAGAACUAGCUCACCUGUCACCAAUGACCCUUUACUGUCUGGGAACUUUAACAGUAAUGAUACAAGUAGCAGCACCCCCAUAUUGAACCAUACUUCUCGUAUAAGCAGUAGCGACAGCAUCCGACCCAACAGCCAACUCAAAAGCAGCAGUUCGAGUCUCUUUGGAGAUAUUGAUGUAUCCAAGUUGAGCCAAAAAAGAGUCAGUCCUAACCGUAAUGUUAAUAGCCGACCACUAUCACCGUCUAAACGAUCCUCUGCUACACUCAAAUCGAAUUCGCAAGAGGAUGAUGAAGAUUCUUUAUUCGGAGGUAGUCGCAGCAGUAGCAGCCGUUACAAAAUGGCGAAAGAGCAACAACAGCAAUUUCCCUCAACACCUCCAGUGCCGUCGUCAAAACUCUCGGCAUUAUCGCCUCCCACUCCACCUACUCGCAUCGAACCGCAACAAUCACAACAAGCAAAUAUAAGCGACGAUAACGUUAAAAAGAUUAACUUGCCGUCACAACGACAACAGCCAUUAAAUAGCAAGGCCGAAGCUGUGCAGGCUGAACAACGAUUACCUGCUGCACCAAAAAACGAGGAACAGACCAACAAUAAGAAGGACAAUGAAAAGCAACCUACCUCUUCCAAUUCAUCAUCAUUCUUUGGAUUUUUCAAAUCAAAUCGCCAUCUUCACUCUUCCAAAUCUUCUUCGCUAUCUUCAUCUUCUACUGUAUCCACUAUUGUUAAAAGCAAGGCAUCCAAAGACGAUAUGAAAAACAGUGAUGAACAAACAACUCGCGAGGCGAGUUUCUCUGCUCAGCCAUCACCAACAGCACCUCUAUCGCCAUCUGGUCAACAAUUAGGGCAACAAUUUUCACAACAAACAGACGAAAAUGAGGAAAAGAGCGAAGAUGGAGGACAAUUACGGAAAAAAGCUUCUUUAUUCGAAAAAUAUCAAAGAAUGAAGGAAAAAGCAAAACAAUUUCAUCAUGGAAGCGAAUCAGUACAGCAUUCACACGAACAAAUUAAUGGUAAUGUUGAGGAGGAAUAUGGUGAUGAGACCAGCAGUUCGUUUGGAGAUAAUGUCCAAUUUAUAGAGGAUGAAGCAACAAGGGCGUUUGCUAAUGAUCUAAGCAGAUUUAUUUCAGCAGAGACAUCUCGAAAGACACAGCCGAUUCUUUCAAAGGCUGAUUUUUUCACACCUGAAUUGAUGGAAGGGUUAACUAUCAAUGACAACGAUGAUACUAUAUUUAGCAGUAUAUAUAGUACGGCUGGAGAUUUGGGUGUCGAGGACUUUAUGGAACCCUCACCUCCUCUCAUGUCAAUGUCAUUAAGUACACCUACAACAGCAACUUAUUCUAUAUCGCCGCCUACUCAUGUAGAUGAUCCAUGGUUAGAUCCUUCUGUCAGAAAACCAAGUUUCGCAUUACAAGUAGAACCUUCUCAGAGCUCUCCUUUAAUAGUACAAGAGCAAGACAUUGAACCAGAAAAACGAACAGCUUUUGCUGAUUUAAUUCAAAGUUGGAACAGUAGUCAUAAUGUGAGCGGUGGUACACCAUUCUCUUGUACUACCGCCAAACCUACUACUACUGCUUCAAGCAUAAUACAUGAUACUGCCGAGGAAGAAGAAACAUUCCUUGCUCGUGUAGCUGAAGAACGUAAAGAUAUCGCAUUUGCUGGUAUUGAAGAUGAUAUGCAUACUGGUUCAAUGACAAAUAUACCCAUUAUAAGUAACACCAAUAACAACAGCCUUACCACUAUCAGUCAUAAUAAUCGUAAUACCUAUUUAGAUUGGAUGGGCGAAGCAGUGGUAGAAAAUCCGUGGAAUUAG